Cheilinus undulatus (humphead wrasse) is the source of this 1062-nucleotide messenger RNA. RefSeq names its product hepatic lectin-like. Lineage: Eukaryota; Metazoa; Chordata; Actinopteri; Labriformes; Labridae. The transcript is spliced from 7 exons. The record is from RefSeq and is a predicted model, not a curated record. The coding region runs from base 69 to 758 and encodes 229 amino acids.
CAGCACAAAGAAGUCAGAGAGUUCAUCGAACAUGUUUUUCUGAACUCAGAACCCAGAUAAGGUUUAAAAUGAGACGUUCACAGGACGACAUGGAUGACAAAACCUCUGCCCCAAUACACCCAGAGACCACCAGAGGGUCAAAGGUCCCAUCAGAGAGAGUGGUCCUGCUGGUAAUCACUGCUCUCCUGGCAGCUACUGUCAUAGUGAUUUGUCGUCUCUCUCUUGCCAUCAUGCAAACUGAAAGAAGUUUCCAGAAACUGAGAGAUGAGAAUGAAGCAUUGAAGAGAAAUUUAACAGAUGGCACCUGUCUGAAAUGUGAACAAGGCUGGGAGCGAUAUGGAGGAAGUUGUUAUUAUUUCUCCAAGGAUAAAUCAUCCUGGGAUCACAGUUGGGAUGAAUGUAAACAACAAGGAGGAGAGCUGGUGAAGAUAGAGAGCAGAGAGGAGCAGGUUUUCCUAGACGUGAGGCUGAGAAACAAAAUGGUUGAACCAGAGGACAGGUUCUGGAUCGGACUGACUGACAUGCAGAGAGAGGGGACGUGGAUGUGGGCAGACGGAUCUCCACUGGACAAAAAUUUGACAUUUUGGAGCAAGGGUGAGCCGGACAACUGGACAGGGUCUGAUGGGGAGGACUGCGCGAGGAUGGGGGAAAAAGGAGGAGCUGAGGAAAACAAGUCCUGGUUUGAUAAAUCCUGCAGACUCCCUCAUAAAUAUAUUUGUGAGAAACCAGCAGAAAAAGGAAAAUUAAAGUGUCUCUGAAGAGUAUUUCAGCUUAUUUCCCUCUCAGCUCUUUAAACAUCUCAGUACAAGACAAUGCAGAGUAAUGCUGUAAUAAAUAUCAUUAUUAAAAUUAUUAUUAUUAAACAGAUCACAAAUGAUGGUGGAAUUUUAACGAUUAGAAAAUCAAAGCUCAUACAAAGAAAUAUAACCUGUAACAGUUUCACAAUCAAAUAUGUGAUCAUUACCAGGGCCCAAGGCCGCCUAUAAGGUGAUGGAGAGCUUUCUGGGGCCCUGCCAAAGGGAAGGGGGAGGGGCAUGGGGGGAAAAUCAUGGUCCAUUGUAG